Molecule: messenger RNA, 552 nt
Organism: Varanus komodoensis (Komodo dragon)
Lineage: Eukaryota; Metazoa; Chordata; Lepidosauria; Squamata; Varanidae
Gene: CRYGN
Product: crystallin gamma N
Exons: 4
Coding region: 1-552 (183 amino acids)
Biological process (GO): lens development in camera-type eye; visual perception
Molecular function (GO): structural constituent of eye lens
Source: RefSeq, a predicted model, not a curated record
AUGCCCCAAUAUUCGGGAAAGAUUGUCUUCUACGAGGGCAAAUGCUUCACAGGCAGGAAGCUGCAGCUGAGCGGUCUCUGCGAUAACUUCCAGGACUGGGGCUUCCUGAACCGAGUCAAUUCCAUCUGUGUGCAGAGCGGAGCCUGGGUCUGCUUCAGUCACGUGGACUUCCGCGGCCAGCAGUACGUCCUGGAGCGGGGCGAGUAUCCUGGAUUCUUCCUCUGGAACGCGCACAGCGACCGGAUGGGGUCCUGCAAGCCCAUUGGAAUGCAUGGAGAACAUUACCGCAUUGAAGUGUUCGAGGGGAGGCAUUUUAGUGGUCGGAGUCAGGAAUUCACGGAGGACUGUGCUUUCCUGAAUACUCGCGGCUGCCCCAAGCGCUGGGUUAACUCCAUGAGAGUCUACGGGGACGGCGCAUGGGUGUUGUUUGAGGAGCCCAAUUACCGUGGUCCGAUGUACGUGGUCGAGCGAGGCGAUUACGGUUGCUGCGAUGAGUGGCAGGCUCCGGGGGCAAACGUCCAGUCAUUGAGAAGAAUCAUCAAUUACUUCUAA